This is a messenger RNA of Sceloporus undulatus (fence lizard), 1536 nucleotides long. RefSeq names its product store-operated calcium entry regulator STIMATE-like. The record is from RefSeq and is a predicted model, not a curated record. The coding region runs from base 79 to 966 and encodes 295 amino acids. Lineage: Eukaryota; Metazoa; Chordata; Lepidosauria; Squamata; Phrynosomatidae. The transcript is spliced from 8 exons. Gene Ontology annotation, cellular component: membrane.
ACUAGGCAUUGCUGGCUUCGGUGCCUUUGGUCCAGGAGCGAAGCCGCCAGGCUCUUGGAGGGCGAGGGUCUCGCAGCCAUGGCCCUCCUGGCCGCUUCCCCUCCGCUUUGGGACCCCAGCCAGGCCCCCUCCCAGAAGCUCCCGGCCCCGGCUUUGAGCCAAAGGAAGAGCCGCCCUCAGGGCUGCCACAACGGGGCGCUCCUCGACCGCUUCGGGGUCCUGGUCCAGGCCCUGCUGGCCCUGGGGGCCUUCAGCACCCUCAUGCUAAAAAGAUUUAAGGAACCUAAAGAAGAAAGACGACCCUGGAGGAUAUGGUUUUAUGAUACUUCAAAGCAAGCCAUAGGAGCACUGUUCAUCCACUUUGCCAAUGUCUUCCUGUCAGACCUUACGGAAGAAGAUCCCUGCUCUCUCUACCUAAUGAAUUUCAUUUUGGAUGCCACUUUGGGAAUGCUGCUGAUCUGGCUUGGCGUGAAGGUGGUGUCCUGGAUUGUGGAGUGGGGAAACUACACACAUCUUGUUUUUGGAGAGUAUGGUGAUCCUCCACAGGCAGCUGCUUGGAUCGGCCAGUGCAUUAUCUAUCUGCUAAUAAUGGUAUUUGAGAAGACUACAGUUGGCCUUGUCCUGCUCAUUCCUGGUUGGACAAAGCUUCAAGAAAUCCUUCUGGACUACAUCCCUGACCCUCAGCUGGAGCUGGUGUUGGUGAUGCUUGUGGUACCUUUUGUUGUCAAUGCUGUUAUGUUCUGGGUGGUGGACAACUUGAUCAUGAAAAAAUACAAGCAGAAGGAAAUCCUUGAAGUCAGUGGCAUAAUGGAAAACCCUCAAAUAAUGAAGGAUGAGGAUUACCAGGUACUGCUUUCACCUGCCUUGGAUUUUGACCAGUCCGGAAGCAACCCAGACCUGUCAGGAUCUCUCUUCCAAGGGAGGAGUCCAGAGCUGAGACCGCCGGGCCAUUGGGUGGCAGUUUAAUGAGGAUUUACAGUCAGAGACAAAAAGAGAAGAACAUGCCAGUUGAGAGAAUGGCUGGAAGGACAUUUCUUGGAUUCUUCUUACAGAAUUGUGGCUUGUCUUUGGAGUUCCAAGUGAGAAGUACAUGCGAGUGAAGGAAGUUGAGACAACAACACGAUGAAGGAUCACUAGGUGGCACCAAACUACAAAAAUGUUUCCACAAGUCUAUGUUGUUUGUCUGUAUUCUUUGGAGUAAGGUCUGUAGAUUUUGAUGGACAGAACGUUGCAUUUGGGGAUUGUAAUUUGUUCUGCUGAACUCAUUCACACAGAUGUUGGAAUCAGGCUAAAUAAUAUAUUCUCUCUGGUUAGCCGGUUAUGGCUUUCUUUGGGUCUCUGGACUCCAACAUGAUUAAAAAUCCUACAUCUUUUUUUAUAUGAAUUGAGAUGGAUUGAUCUGCAAACUUGUCUAAAAUUUAUAUAAAUGCACAGAUUGCUCAUAAACAAGAUUACAAAAAUGUAUUUAAAAAGCUAACCUAAUGUCUCACUUUUUUACUCCUUUUUAUAAGAAGUAUAAUAAAUAUUUGAUAUUUA